Molecule: messenger RNA, 4152 nt
Organism: Oncorhynchus nerka (sockeye salmon)
Lineage: Eukaryota; Metazoa; Chordata; Actinopteri; Salmoniformes; Salmonidae
Product: germ cell-specific gene 1-like protein
Exons: 6
Coding region: 2377-3447 (356 amino acids)
Cellular component (GO): plasma membrane
Source: RefSeq, a predicted model, not a curated record
AGUAACAGAUGGACUUAGAGGGAUUACAUGGAUUCGGGAUGGGUCUGUGACACAAAUUCCCAAGAAAGACAUAAAAAGGAGGCGUGUGGCGGGGGAAUCACACUCACCCUGGAGCAUGAGAGAGAGUGGGAAAGGAGGAUAAAGAGAGAGGGGAGCAUCAGGUCAGAGAGGUAAGGGUCAAAACUGCUCAUUCUGACAAAGGGGUAUUAGAGAGAGGAGUAGUGCGGAGUACUUGGGUUAAACCAGGGAUAACAAAAAUACCAAAAAAUGUGUGCAAAGUUAUUGGUUGGUCAACAUAAAUGUCUCAGCAAAUCGUAGAGGACUGAGAAAAAUAUGAAAGAGGAUAGGAAGGAAAGCCUGUGAUGGAGGAAAAUUAAUGUCAGCUGGAAGUAGAAAGAUUGCAUUGUAGUGAUGGAUGUUGUCUCAAGAGAAAAAUAGACUUCUGUUUCUUUUGUAGUGAGGCAACGAUGCAGUUUCGAUUUGGUGCCAAAUUUCAGGCUAAGAAUUAGUAGUUCCUAGAACUGAGUAAGCUGUUAAGAGUUUGACAUGGAGAAAAGAAUGAUGUACUUCCUGAUGCGCUCAGGAUGGUUGUUUAUAUGUCUUGUACUGUCCAGUCCUUCCUUUCAAAAAAGUUGAAAAAUUGCAACUGAAAUGACUGAAAGAGAAUGUUGCUGUUGGUAACUGAUUAUAGGGAAAAUCACAUUUUAUUGGUCGCAUACACAUUUGUAUCAGAUUUUAUUGUGGGUGUUGCGAAAUGCAGGUAUAGUGAAAUGCCACUGUGUUUUUAACGUACAGUAGGUCAUUUUGUGUUUAGCAUUUUUUAUUGCCCAUUUGUUAUGCCAAUGGAUUUCAGUUUAUUGACUGCUACAGAAUGUGUUGGGUAUUAAACUUGAAUAUAAUGGGCUUUGUAAACAAUACCUGCAAAUCGGAAAAGUUUUUCACCGGACAUAGCCGGGGUUAACAGUUUUUAGGAAGUAGUUUGGGGGUGCGGGUUUUUGCCUGCGUUACAGGCGGCUAUAUCGGUCCGAUAAAUACAGAACUAGUAAAACUAGUACUAUUUUUUUCAGAUUUUUCAGGUGGUCCUUCAGCACCCAUACUUCCCACGGAGACUGACUUGAAGAUUCUAGUGAUAUUACAGUGAUCGGCAGUCAUACUAACUGGUUAAUCUGUCCUGUGUUAACAUUGCAGGGAUUGCAAACAGUGUGAGAGAGAGACCAGGAGAGAGAGCCAGAGUGGGUUUCACACUCUAACACACCUAACACAAACAGAUUAGAGCAGAUUAACAUGGAAUACCAGAAAAAUGAUUUAGAUCAGAGGCUUAACUAAUGAUUUCAUCAAAAAAAGUAAUCUACAUUUUAUUCCCUCCAUUUUAUUCCUCCUCUACUUUAAGUCGUAAGGAGGAUGCCGUGAGAUGUAGAGGCAGGCCAGAACCUCUUAAUCAGGAAGUAGAAAGUUAAUAACGUGGUACAGGUCACAGAACGGUAUGGAUUACUCCAUAACCAUAUGCAAACACACAGUGAACUCUUGGACCUGUACGACCUGUCACCCUGAGCAUUACUGUGAGUAAGAUAUACUGUAUCUGCCCUAAGAUGUGAUCAUACGGAAAACACUUGUACGCCAAAGCAGAAUGUAUUCCAAUAAUAUCUCUACAUUUGAUGAUACAUUUUACGGCUGGAUCUGAUAGUAUCUGUAUCAAGUCUGUAUGAUCAAAACUCACUGUAGGACUAGAGUGAAAAGUUAGGCGACAGAGAUCUAGAUAGCAUAUCCGAUAGCUCUCUAAAGUUUAUGAUGAAAGGCGGCUAGGGACUAGGGAUCUAUUGACUCCCAUUACUGUUGAAUGGUUAGAGUGAAGAGCCCUAGGAAUCUAUAACAGCAUAAACCUUCAGUCCUGGUUGGACAGACAUGUCCUCCUUCCAUCCCUUUCUUUUCUCCUGGUGUGACCCCUCUCCUCUGUUCAUUUGUCCCUUCUGUCCAUCUCUUUUACCUUGACAGAAUCUUAUCCGACUCUCUCUCUUUCCCCUUCUCUCUCUAUUGUUGCUUUCCCUUUGUCCCCAUUUUCUAAUCUUUUCUCUACAUUGUUUUUUAUCUUGUCUUGUUUUUUACUCUGUUUUUUCUUUUUGAAACUAUCUUUCACUGAUUUCAAUCUAUCACCAGAACUGUCAUCAUCUUCUUCAUCAUCCUCUACAUCUCCAAUAACAACCUCAUCCUCACAUACUGCUGUUGAUACUCAUAUCCCAUCUACCUCCCUUUGUCCAUCUCUUUCUUCAUCCUCUUCUUCUCCUUCCCCUGCCCUGAGUCUCUACACACUUCCUCUCCUCCUGCCCUAUCCCUCCUUCUUGACCUUCUCUUACCCUCUCCCCUCCUCCCGGUGUGGCCAUGUUGGAGAACAUGUCUCGUCGGUCCCGCUCCCUGCUGUCCCUGACCCUGACCACUCUGGCUCUGGCCCUGUCCAUCCUGGCUCUCUGCACCUCCUACUGGUGUGAAGGGACUCACAAGGUGGUCAAGCCUCUCUGCCUGUCUCCGGUCAAGAUGAGGAACUGUGGGCAGAACAACAGUGAACCCUACACCACAGAGAGCCCAACUCAGAACCCAUACAACAGAACUCUGCCCCCCCAGAGGAGAGAUGAACUGGCUAAGAUCCGCCAGAGACAGCUGGACAAUGCUGUCCACUACAUCUGGGAGACAGGAGAGGACAAGUACACCUUCAGAUACUUCCACACAGGCUUCUGGGAGAGCUGUGAGAAACACGUUGAUGGUGAGAAGUGUCGCAGCUUUAUUGAGCUGACUCCUGGUGAAACACAAGGUGUGUUAUGGCUAUCGGUGAUAUCUGAGUUCACUUACAUCGGUCUAUUGGGAAUGGGCUUUCUGUUGAUGUGGUUGGAGUUGUUGUGUUCCCAUAAGGAAAUACACGCUCUCAAAAUCAAUGCCUAUGCUGCCAUCUGCACCGUACUGUCAGGUCUGAUGGGGAUGGUGGCCCACAUGAUGUACACCACAGUGUUCCAGAUGACUGUCAUCGUUGGCCCUAAAGACUGGAGGCCUCAGACCUGGGACUACGGCUGGUCAUUCGCCCUGGCGUGGAUCUCCUUCAGCUGUUGUAUGGGAGCUGCAGUCUUCACCCUCAACUCUUACACCAAGACCAUCAUCGAGCUGCGCCACAAACAGAGGCUCCGAUUGGAGGAGGCCCGCGCCGCCACCCACGCCCCUCCCUACAAUGAGGUGGUCCCCGGGAGCGGGCUCUACUCUGUCAGCGGCCUAUUGCAGUGCCCAGACGGGAUGAUUGACGUGGCGUGGGCGCCUGACGGGACCGUGAUGGGGGUGGGGAACGGGGAUGUACCAACUCUGGUGUUGGUAGGAGGGUGUGGGCCAGAGGGCUGUGAGGACUGUGAGAGAGAGAUGGAUGAGAUGGAGGAGGCCAUGGAGAGGGAAACAGCUGAUUCGCCUUGUUAAUAAGUGAGGGGUGGGGCUAAAGAGAACAGAGGAGGACUAUGGGUAAUGUAGUCACUUUACAGGUACUGUAUAUGCACCUUGAGCUCUCAAGAUGGAAAGAGUAAGACCGAAAAAUAGUGAGACUGAGAAAGUGGGAGGGGAAUAGUUCUGACAUAAGAUAUGAGAGAGAAGGAAUGCUGAUAUACUUCUCUUGCACUGCUUGUGGGGCAGAAGCAGAACUUGAUGGACAUGGGACACAGGAACUGUGUUGGCUGUAAGAGCUACAGUAUCCCCUCUUUGACAUUGAACAGAGAUCACCUUGACAUACAUGGUUCGGGCUAACGCUCCUCACAUUGUCAUUCAUUAAUACAAUAGUGCCUAAUGGUAAGGGAUUGUUAUACAGUAUACAUGUACACUACCGUUCUAAAGUUUGGGGUCACUUAGAAAUGUCCUUGUUUUUUAAAGUAAAAGCAAUUUAGUUGUUCUGAGAAAUGAAGGCUAUUCCAUGUGAAAAAUUACCAAGAAACUGAAGAUCUCGUACAAUGCUGUGUACUACUCCCUUCACAGAACAGCGCAAACUGUCUUUAACCAGAAUAGAAAGAGGAGUGGGAGGUCCUGGUGCACAACUGAGCAGGAGGACAGGUACAUUAGAGUGUCUAGUUUGAGAAACAGACACCUCACAAGUCCUCAACUGGCAGCUUCAUUAAAUAGUACCCGCAAAACACC